AUGCACGCAGUUUUUCGAAUUGGUGACGUUCGAAAAAUUGACAAGAAAAGUCCACUUUAUGAAGUGGACCUUAAACUUACAGCAGAUGAUGAUCAACAACUACGUCAAUUAACCAAACAUAUAGCAGAAGAGAUUGGUGGCGAUGGAUGGUAUGGAAUGGGCAAAUUGCUGCUCCAAAUAGGUCAAUUCGACAAGGCCGAAGAGUUGUAUACCGCAUUACUAGAACAGGCAUCAGAUGACAGCGCUAAAGCACAUAUCUAUCAUAUGCUUGGAGGGUUGAAAUGGAACCUAGGACAACACAAAGAAGCAGUUUCAUAUUAUGAGACAUGUCUCAAAAUUAAACGAAAAACUCUCCCAGAAGAUCAUCCUUCAUUCGCUGCUACCUACAACAAUAUCGGUCUCGCAUAUAACUACUUGGGUGAAUACCCGAAAGCACUUGAAUUUUACGAAAAAACAAUUAAAAUAAAAGAAAAGGUCUUAUCUCCGAAUGACCCCGAUUUGGCUUCUUCCUACAACAACAUCGGUCAAGUGUAUAACGACAUGGGUGACUACUCGAAAGCACUUGAAUUUUACGAAAAAGCACAUAAAAUAGAAGAAAAAGCUCUGCCUCCGAAUCAUCCCGAUUUGGCUACUUCCUACAACAACAUCGGUGGAGUGUAUAACGAUAUGGGUGAUUACUCAAAAGCACUGGAAUUUUAUGAAAAAGCACUCAAAAUAGGAGAAAAAGCUCUGCCUCCAAAUCAUCCCGAUUUGGCUAUUUCCUACAACGACAUCGGUACAGUGUAUAACAGAAUGGGUGACUACUCGAAAGCACUGGAUUUUUACGAAAAAGCACAUAAAAUAAGAGAAAAAGCUCUGCCUUCGAAUCAUCCCGAUUUGGCUAUUUCCCAUGGGUGGAUCGGUACAGUGUAUAACGACAUGGGUGAUUACUCGAAAGCACUGGAAUUUUAUGAAAAAGCACUCAAAAUAAGAGAAAAAGCUCUGCCUCCAAAUCAUCCCAAUUUGGCUACUUCUUACUCCUGUAUAGGUGGAGUCUACAACACCAUGGGUGACUACUCGAAAGCACUGGAAUUUUACGAAAAAGAUCUACAAAUCAUAAAAAAAGCUCUGCCUCCGAAUCAUCCCGAUUUGGCUUCUUCUUACUCCUGUAUCGGCGGAGUCUACAGCACCAUGGGUGACUACUCGAAAGCACUUGUAUCUCUCAAAAAAUCCCUUGAAAUAAAACAAACAUCUCUGCCUCCGAAUCAUCCUGAUUUGGCUACUACGUACAACUGGUUCGGAAAGAAUUAUCGCGGUAUGAAAGAUUAUCCAAGAGCACUUGAGAAUUUCGAAAAGUGCCUCUCAAUAUGGCAAAAAGCAUUACCGGAAGGACAUCCUCAUCUAGCUAUUACACACAGUAAUAUUGGUGAUGUUCAUCGAUUAAUGGGAGAUUAUGAAAAGGCAUUGUUAUUUCAUAAAAAAGCAUUAAAUAUUCAAGAAAAUGUUCAAUGUAAUCCUCUACAAUGUGCAUUGACAUACAUAAAUUUAGGUGAAACUUAUCGAGAAAUGAAAGAUUAUACAACAGCAUUGACAUAUUUUCAAAAAGGAUUAGAAAUACGUCAGAAGAAAUUACCAAAA
Molecule: messenger RNA, 1617 nt
Organism: Rotaria sp. Silwood1
Lineage: Eukaryota; Metazoa; Rotifera; Eurotatoria; Philodinida; Philodinidae
Source: the annotation of a GenBank genome assembly